AUGGUCAUGAGCCACUGUUACUGGUUGAUGUUGGUGCAUCUACUCCUCAUUUUGCAUUCUGCCACCCCCAUGCACAUUUCUUACUGCGGUUCGGACGGUUCCUUGAUCACUUUAGGACACAACAGCUGCUCUGGUGGGUUCAAUUUCGGACCUCAUAAACUCUCCUGCGUCUGCAUCAGUGGAAUCUACCGACUAUGGAUGGACAACUGCGUGGUCUACGAUGGUUUCAUGGACGGCGGAUGUUCCAGUCUUAUCGUGGCUGCGGGAGAGGCGGCUGACACUGUUGGCGUCGUGUCUAGACUUCGGUUCGCGUCUGGUUUGGAGUCGGAAGAGCAAGAGUGGGUUAACUCCACGACCGCAGUUUUCUCGGCCUCUGCCAGUCGUGACUACGAAAGUUGGCAGGCCUGGGAGGUGGGAUCGAGGGCAUCAACUACGGCCGACAACUUUUAUACGACGCACGGGGACGCCUUCCUGCUCACGAGCACGCCGCCAAGGAUAUGUGUGGAGAGGAAGUUGAAGGAUUGGGAUGAGAUUUGCAGAUAUUUCAGAGAGGAGAACAACCAACUCUGGGGUCCAGGAGGGAUCGAAGUGCAGGUGGAGGAGAACUGCGCAGCUCCCUUCGGAGCCAAGAAAAUCCCCCUGCGAUCGGGCAGUUGCUACAACAUUAUGAGGCAGCAAGACUCAGAAUGUACACUCUCGUGUGGUGGCAGUGGUGGUGGUGGUGGUGGAGAGUCUUCGACUUAUCCAACCCCACCCAUCUCGACUUCUACUGAAAAGGUGACUGAAGAAAAUAAACUCUUGCAACGCCGAUCCCCCAGCAGCAAAAAGUCUGAUAAUGACAAAGGAAGAGGUGAUAUCAACAAAUCUGCGAACAAAUCCGUCUCCACUUCCUCUGAACAGAACCCUUUCAAAGCAACCACAGCUCACCAACAAACUCAACAAACCAACUUUUGGUUGAACCGGAAGUUGAACCAUUACUCAAAACUGCGUCAAGUUGGAUACCUCAAAGCGCACGACCUCACACAAAUACCGCCCACUCGCACUUUUGAACUUCUCGAGUUGAUUCGCGAGAUUGGGAAGCGUGUCUGCGGAGGGGAUCAGUACGUGUCGUCACUCUACAUUGACCAAGCGCUCGACCUGUUCGUUCUCCUCCACAAAGGACGUAACUACCGAUACACGGAGGAUUUGGGGGGAUCGGAGGCUGGAUGGAUUCGCACAAUUUUGGGUGGCUGCUUACUAGAUGCCAGACCACUUUCUCUGGUCAUGGGAGACACGGCGCCACCCGGGUGCACGGACCUUCAGAAGGUGACCGGGGUCUGCGCGGAUGGACUCAACAAUUGCACUCAGCUGAGGGUGAGCAAACGCCAUGGCUUUGAGGACGGAGACGGGCUCAGCAACGGCGGGGUCUCCUCCACAAUCGGGACAUAUCAUCUCGUUGUCGAGACUGCGUGGGACUUGGUCGACUUGGCGCAAGUCGUUUGUUUCCCAGCAUUUGCUCAGAGCUACAGAAUGUUACAUCAGUGGGAACAGGCGACAGAGAAACUCUUUACGAGGGAAAUUCGCAAGUUGUGGCAUAAUCCUGGUUUAUCGAUGAAAGCCUACCAAAGCCUGCUAACACCAUCCGCUGGGGUGGACGCACACAAUUUAGAAAUGUGUGUCGAAGGAGCCUAUGCACUUAACCCGUCCCUCAGCAGACUCGUAAGACCACCUGAGCCGAGGAGGUUCUUCAAGAGAAGGAAGCGAGACACGGAGCAGGUUGCGGCGGACGUUUAUUGCAGGGCGACAGAACCAGACUUUGAGUACCCAUGUUGAGAUGCGGACCAAUUUUUAAUUGGAAUUAGCAUUGCAUUGCUCAUUUAGCCUUCUUAUAUGAGUUAUUGUAUGACUUGAAAAUAAAAAGCGAACAGAGAUCAAGAU
Folsomia candida is the source of this 1917-nucleotide messenger RNA. RefSeq lists its product as uncharacterized. The record is from RefSeq and is a predicted model, not a curated record. The coding region runs from base 1 to 1812 and encodes 603 amino acids. Lineage: Eukaryota; Metazoa; Arthropoda; Collembola; Entomobryomorpha; Isotomidae. The transcript has 7 exons.